Messenger RNA from Zootermopsis nevadensis, 1113 nucleotides. Lineage: Eukaryota; Metazoa; Arthropoda; Insecta; Blattodea; Termopsidae. The record is from RefSeq and is a predicted model, not a curated record.
UUGAACAUUUGUCCUAAAUUUUUAUUUUUUUUCGAAAAUUUAGAAAAAAUGUAAAAAAAUUAGGUAGGCUAGGCUAGAGUAUUUUAAGCUAGGUCAGGGAUUACAAGGUAUGUUAAAGUAGGGUAUAUUAGACUAAGCUAUAAUAGGUUAGACUAUUUUCCGCUCCACUAGGUAAUGCUAUUGCAGACUUGGCUGAACAGAAGGUUAUUAUUGACUAACAUAGGUUACUUUAGGGUAGUCUAUUCUAAGGUGGAUUAGAUUAGUAUGUUAGUUUAUUGUGGGAUGUUGUACAGUUGACUAGGCUAGGUUAUUCUAAUGCAGGCUAGUCUACCCUAGCCUAUCCGACCUACCCUAGACUGUCUUAUACUAGCCGAGCAUACCCUAGACAAGUCUCGCCUAACCUAACCCUGAUUGUCUUAGUCUAAUCUAUCCUACAUCAGCUUUGCUUACCAUUGCCUAACCUAACCUACAUUGCAUACCAUUUCUUUUUCUAGUCGGACUUAGUCUUUAAUAGAUUAGCCUAUCUUAGCCUAGCCCAGAAUAACCCAACCUAUCCCAACUUAACCCAGCCUAACCUAACCUAACCUAACCUUACCUAACUUAACCUAGCCAAUCCCACCAGGUCAGCCCAGCCUUUUCUUGUUUGUUUUGUAUUUCUUUAAUAAUUGCCUAAAAAUGUCAUAAAUGUUUUCUAUAGUAUACAUUGUUUGUUUUUUGGACAGUCUCUUCAUAUUUCCACAAGCUGGUCCAGAUAUCAAGUAUCUUCUGGGUUUUAUCAGAACACAGCUCAGUACGUCAGUCACUGUAGGUCUUGUUUUUGGGCCCAAAGUUGUGCGAGUGUUAAGAGGUCAAGGAGACCAGUGGGAUAAUAGAGCAAGAGCAAGGGGUGUCACAGCUUCCUUCUCUCUGAAUGGAAUUGGACUGAUGCCUGAAGAAACUGCAGACUUAUAUCAGGAAAAUGAGGAGCUCAAGGAGGAAAUUCAGAAGUUAGCAGCACAGAUUGAGUUCAUGAAGAUAGUUCAUAUGGAGAUAAACAACAGGCACUUGAAGCCAAAGCCUGGUGGUUAUUUCAGUACUGCCAACUUUUUAAAACAACGUCCAGUUUCCUUAUAG